Molecule: messenger RNA, 1323 nt
Organism: Teleopsis dalmanni
Lineage: Eukaryota; Metazoa; Arthropoda; Insecta; Diptera; Diopsidae
Exons: 4
Coding region: 41-1300 (419 amino acids)
Source: RefSeq, a predicted model, not a curated record
AUCUAAGUAAAAUAAUUUAUUUAAACAAAAAAACUCAAAAAUGUUUGUGCAAUAUAUUUUAAUAUUGUUAUUGAGCCAUUUUUUAAUAUCAGUGACGCCUCUUGAGUGCUAUACGUGCGACUCAGCUGAGGAUACCGAAUGUGCUACUAGUCCGGGGCAACAAAUUAGUGUAGAAGAAUGUUCAUCUGAUUUAGAUGAGUGCGUGACAGUAAUCGUUGCUGGAAUUACACGUCGUGGAUGUUUGUUGAAGUUAUUUCCAAACAAAUAUUGUCCUGAGCCAUGUGACCGAUGUAAUUAUAGUCUAUGUAAUCGUAAUAUUUUUCCCUUGGAGCGAUUACAAUGUUAUCAAUGCGUUGGAGCUGAGUGCAUUAAUGUCAGCGGAAAGAAAAAUCUGAUGUAUCCUUGUCCAUUAUAUGACAGCACUAAUCGGUGUUAUACUAAUAUAAUAGGUCUUAGUAAUGUUCAACGUGGCUGUGCUCAAGCUGAUGCUUCAAUCUCGUGCUCUAGUGUUUGUGCAAAAUGUAACUAUAAUGGUUGCAAUAACGAAUCAGUUAUUUCUGAAGAAACUUGCUUUGAGUGUAGUCAUACACUUAAUAAUCCUAAUCCAAAUUGUCUACGACAGUUUGAAUAUAUAUCAGGAAGCACCCAAUGUUCCAUCCAGAAUGUAACUCGUUGUAAAAAUAAACUAAUGAGCGGACAUAUUGGGCAGUGCUAUUUAUAUCAAAAUGAACAGACUGGCGUAGUUCAAAGAGGGUGCUCUUCAAAUAAGCCACUAUUUACCAAUGGUAACCUAAUUGAAUGUACUGGCAAAGACUGCAAUAAAGAGUGCAUAACAAUAAGUUGUAAUAAUUGCACUACAAAUGAGAAUAAUAAUUGCCGAACCAGUAAAUUUCUGACUAAACAGAAAUGUGCUCCAUCAACUUUUUCUUGCUUCUCUUGUGAAAAAGAUUUAAGUUUAAGAAGAGGUUGCUCGGAGGAGGAUGAAAACAGUGACACUGCAGAGGUUUGCUAUAAAUGCAGUCAAACAGAUGGUUGUAAUAAUGAAUCAGUACGUACUUGUUAUCAUUGUUCAUCUCAAUUACAACCGGAAUGUGCUAACGAGCCAACACUACCUGCUAUAGAUAAGAGAAAGUGUGCUUUUAAUGACGAACUGUGUGUUAGUGUAGUAAUGAGUAAGAUGAAUUAUCUUUAUGUAGUUAGAGACUGUGCUUCACAAGUUCCAGAAUGUACGGAAAAUAAUCCGUUCUGUGUAAGUUGUAAUGGAACUCUAUGUAAUAAUAAACCUAUUCUAAUCUCUUAGAAUUUUUAAUGUUUAUACUAACA